GGCUGUCAGGGAGAGUACACGGCAGUGCAGCUCUCUGACAGGAUUUAAAGUAUGUACUUUUAGGCAAGAUUAUUUUAAUUUUUUACUUUUGGUUUUCCAAGACGGGGUCUGCAAACAGCUUGCCAUGGUUGUUUUGCCUUUAUUACUCUUCACACUCAUUCUGCAAAUUUCCUCAUUUGGUUAGCUAGCUUGAUCUUUCGGCCUGUCUCCGUUCACCGAUAUUUUGGCCUUCCUGACAGGUAUCUAAAUUGAAUUCGAUUCAAGGAACUAUCAUUGGAUUUACCUUGUAAGAAUGGAUUUUGGAAACGUUACCAACGAUUUCAGCCCAAUCACCACUCGCUUGACCAGCAGGUCGGACAGAAUCUCAGGGCUUUCCUCGCUGUCGCUGCCCGACAUGAUGGCCUCUCCUUUCAUCAAGAAGAAUCUCUUCUCUCCUGGACCCACAACUGUACUGUCUCCGGUCACUAAUCUGGCCCUAAACAUGAACAAUCUAGCUGGACUUGGCAGGUAAGAGUGUAAUACAAUGUAUGUUGCUAUGCUAGCUAGCUAUGUUGUUUUCAUGCUAGCUAAAACUUGAGUGUGAACGCUGCUUUGGGACACAACGUCGGGAGUCUGUAUCGGUUGGACUAACCUGAGUUGUGCGUUGUUCUAGUGGCUGGCGACAGAAAAUAACCCUACCACAAUAUAGCCGGCUUCACCACAAAAACGUUUCCUGUCAACAAAGGCAUAUGUAUAGUCUCUACGAACUCUAUCUAGCUAGCUACAGGACUUACCAGAUGUAAAGUGAAGUCACUCGCGAUCAAAUAAACGUCUGAAUCCAGCUUUUGUCCAAAGUGCACCAUAUUCCUGCUGAGUUAGACAGUGGGCUGUCAUUACUAGACCGCGCACUUCACGCAACAUUUCCAAGUUCUACCACGGUCUAAUUUACACAGCAGGAAUAUGGUGCGGUUUGGACGUGUGUUUGAUAGCGAGGGACACAUUUCACUUUACAUCAGGUAAGUAGAGUUCCUAGAGAUUGUACAUAUGCAUUUGUUGAAAGGAAACGGGGGUGAAGCGGUAGGGUUGUGGAAGGGUUAUUUUUAUAAGAAUUAGUCCAAACCCGAUCAUUGGUCCAACCCGUCUUGCAACUAAACUAGAGUUUCUGUUGAACAAAUCUAGGUACGUCCCUCCCUCCGCGUUUCGUUCGCUUCAGUUUAAAAAAACGUUUUGCAACAGAAUCGGUUUAAAUAAUACUCCCCAGCUAGUUAGCUAGCUGUUUCAAGCUAAUGAAAAUUGCUUGUUUGCUGGUUGUUAAAAAGUUCAGUGAUUAUGUAACCUUUUCCUUUACAGCCAACAGUGUGAUACUCCCAAGAGGAAACGUGUGCCCCUUCUGAAGAUUCCCUCCUUCGCCUCCGACUGCUCCUCGGAUGCUGGUAAGGCAUAUAAUAAGAUGGCUGCAAAUGUUUCACCCCAAUAAGUGUCAAUAAAAUGCUGGCAGUAGGAACUUGGCUUGCUAUUUAAACGGUCGUAUAUAUAUUUUUAUGUGCAGCCCAUAUAGGCGUUGUAUUACCAUGUCCUGUUUUUAAUUAUGCUGUUUCCAGUUGUGCAGUUUCACCACCUUCAACACAUGUGUAGGGUUAUUAUUUUUUUUGCCAGUACAGGACAAUACAGGAUAAAAGGCUAAAUGUACAUGAUUUAACAUUCACUUCUGUGUCACCUUGUAGACCUGUGGGUAAAUGUGUUAUGAUUUUAACUAGUCAACUGUUAACUAUCAGAUGAACAUCUUCCUCCAGGUCUUGGUAUGGAUUCCCCCAGCCCCAUGGAUCCCAUCCAUGUUGAGGAGACGUAAGUGAUAGUCCACUUGUCUGUCCCAAUCAGUCUCUCUGGUCUAGCUGGCCCUUUACUCCCUUCUGUCUUACUACCCCUCCUCAUCCCUCCUCCUCCUCAUCCCUCCUCCUCCUCCAUCCAUCCCUCCAUCCCUCCUCCUCAUCCCUCCCAUCCCUCCUCCUCAUCCCUCCUCCUCCUCCUCAUCCAUCCAUCCCUCCUCCUCCUCCUCAUCCAUCCAUCCCUCCUCCUCCUCAUCCCUCCAUCCCCUCCUCAUCCAUCCAUCCCUCAUCCCUCCUCCUCAUUAUUCCUCUCCAUCCCUCCUCAUCCCUCCUCUCCAUCCCUCCUCCUCCUCCUCAUCCCUCCACGAUAAGCCUACGAUAAGGAAAAACUCCAGGUAAAAAUACACUUGGCCGAUAUCCUAAUCUGACUUUGGUGCAGGUCAUGUUGUUCUUCACAUUACGGUCUCUGGUGAACACACACUAUAUCAAAUAAAAUCUAAUUUGUCACACGCACAGGAUACAGAAGGUGUAAACGGUACAGUGGAAUGGUUAUUUGCAUAGUAGCAAUAUCAGAAAGUGUCCAGAUAAAAAUAUUUUAAUUAUUAGAUGACGCUUACCCAGACACACUUGUCUAAACAUUUAUUUAUUUAUUUAUUUAUGUUAUUUCACCUUUAUUUAACCAGGUAAGCCAGUUGAGAACAAGUUCUCAUUUACAACUGCGACCUGGCCAAGAUAAAGCAAAGCAGUGCGAUAAAAACAACAACACAGAGUUACAUAUGGGGUAAAACAAAACAGAAAGUCAAAAAAAUACAACAGAAAAUAUAUAUAUAUAUAUAUACAGUGUGUGCGAAUGUAGUAAGUUUUGGAGGUAAGACCAUAAAUAGGCUAUAGUGCAAAAUAAUUACAAUUUAGUAUUAACACUGGAAUGCUAGAUGUGCAGAAGAUGAUGUGAAAAUAGAGAUACUGGGGUGCAAAUGAGCAAAAUAAAUAACAAUAUGGGGAUGAGGUAGUUGGGUGGGCUAAUUACAGAUGGGCUGUGUACAGGUGCAGUGAUCGGUAAGCUGCUCUGACAACUGAUGCUUAAAGUUAGUGAGGGAGAUAAGAGUCUCCAGCUUCAGAGAUUUUUGCAAUUCGUUCCAGUCAUUGGCAGCAGAGAACUGGAAGGAAUGGCGGCCAAAGGAGGUGUUGGCUUUGGGGAUGACCAGUGAGAUAUACCUGCUGGAGCGCAGACUACGGGUGGGUGCUGCUAUGGUGACCAAUGAGCUAAGAUAAGGCGGGGAUUUGCCUAGCAGUGAUUUAUAGAUGGCCUGGAGCAAGUGGGUUUGGCGAUGAAUAUGUAGUGAGGGCCAGCCAACGAGAGCGUACAGGUCACAAUGGUGGGUAGUAUAUGGGGCUUUGGUGACAAAACGGAUGGCACUGUGAUAGACUACAUCCAAUUUGCUGAGUAGAGUGUUGGAGGCUAUUUUGUAAAUGACAUUGCCGAAGUCAAAGAUCGGUAGGAUAGUCAGUUUUACGAGGGCAUGUUUGGCAGCAUGAGUGAAGGAGGCUUUGUUGCGAAAUAAGAAGCCAAUUCUAGAUUUAACUUUGGAUUGGAGAUUCUUAAUGUGAGUCUGGAAGGAGAGUUUACAGUCUAACCAGACACCUAGGUAUUUGUAGUUGUCCACAUACUCUAGGUCAGACCCGCCGAGAGUAGUGAUUCUAGUCGGGUGGGUGGGUGCCAGCAGCGUUCGAUUGAAGAGCAUGCAUUUAGUUUUACUAGUGUUUAAGAGCAGUUGGAGGCUACUGAAGGAGUGUUGUAUGGCAUUGAAGCUCGUUUGGAGGUUUGUUAACACUGUGUCCAAUGAAGGGCCAGAUGUACACAAAAUGGUGUCAUCUGCGUAGAGGUGGAUCUGAGAGUCACCAGCAGCAAGAGCGACAUCAUUGAUAUACACAGAGAAAAGAGUCGGCCCAAGAAUUGAACCCUGUGGCACCCCCAUAGAGACUGGCACAGGCCCAGACAACAGGCCCUCCGAUUUGACACAUUAAACUCUAUCUGAGAAGUAGUUGGUGAACCAGGCGAAGCAGUCAUUUGAGAAACCAAGGCUAUUUAGUCUGCCAAUAAGAAUGCAGUGGUUGACAGAGUCGAAAGCCUUGGCCAGGUCGAUGAAGACGGCUGCACAGUCCUGUCUAUUAUCGAUUGCGGUUAUAAUAUCGUUUAGGACCUUGAGCGUGGCUGAAGUGCACCCAUGACCAGCUCGGAAACCGGAUUGCAUAGCGGAGAAGGUACGGUGGUAUUCGAAAUGGUCGGUGAUCUGUUUGUUAACUUGGCUUUCAAAUACUUUCGAAAGGCAGGGCAGGAUGGAUAUAGGUCUGUAGCAGUUUGGAUCUAGAGUGUCACCCCCUUUGAAGAGGGGGAUGACCGCGGCAGCUUUCCAAUCUCUGGGGAUCUCAGACGUUACGAAAGAGAGGUUGAACAGACUAGUAAUAGGGGUUGCGACAAUUUCGGCGGCUAAUUUUAGAAAGAAAGUGUCCAGAUUGUCUAGCCCAGCUGAUUGAUGGGUCAUGUGAAAUAAAAGCUAUAACCACCACCCAGCCACAUCUAGCUGAGUGGACGGGUCACUAUUGUCUAGACAUGGACACAAUGAAGUCAUUUAGCAGACGCUCUCAUCCAGAGAUGGCUUGAUGGGUCAUGUAAUCAUCUGGCGAAGUGGAGUCUUGUUUAGAAAUGUAGCUAGCAAACAAUGAACGGGCAUAAUCCCAACUCCUACUAUCAAAACCUCCCUUUGGCCGCCAUUCCUUCCAGUUCUCUGCUGCUAAUGACUGGAACGAAUUGCAAAAAUCUCUGAAGCUGGAGACUCUUAUCUCCCUCAAUAACUUUAAGCGUCAGUUGUCAGAGCACCUUACCGAUCACUGCACCUGUACACAGCCCAUCUGAAAUUAGCCCACCCAUCUACCUCAUCCCCAUAUUGUUAUUUAUUUUGCUCAUUUGCACCCCAGUAUCUCUAUUCGCACAUAAUUUCUUGCACAUCUAGCAUUCCAGUGUUGAUACUAAUUGUAAUUAUUCUGCACUAUGGCCUAUUUAUUGCCUUACCUCCAUAACUUGCUACAUUUGCACACACUGUAUAUAGAUUUUCUGUUGUAUUUUUGACUUUAUGUUUUGUUUUACCCCAUAUGUAACUAUGUGUUGUUUUUAUCACACUGCUUUUGCUUUAUCUUGGCCAGGUCGCAGUUGUAAAUGAGAACUUGUUCUCAACUGGCUUACCUGGUUAAAUAAAGGUGACAUUAAAAAAAUAAAAUAAAAUGAUUGUCUUAGCUGUAGUAUGAAUCUGCAGGUAGCUAAAGCUAACCAACUAGGGUCAAUGUAAGCUAGCUAGCAUUAGGCUACAACUAUACUGAACACAAAUAUAAACGCAACAAUUUAAACGAUUUUACUGAGUUACAGGUCAUCUAAGGAAAUCUGGCAACAGGUCUGGUGGACAUUCCUGCAGUCAGCAUGCCAAUUGCACGCUCCUUUAAACUUGAGAAAUCUGUGGCAUUCUGUUGAGUUACAAAACUCGGUUUCAAGUAAUAUUACGACACAGAUCAUAAAGGUAACGUUAGCUAGCGAGCUAACCUACGCUUGCUAGCUAACAGUACGCUUUAACUUGCAAUGAAAACGACUUUCUGUCAAAAUUAGAAACGUAUAAUAUCUGAAAACGUAGCUAGACUCUUACCCGUAUACAUGGAUGAACGCGUCACGGCAGACUGGAACCAUUUCAACUCUUGUUUUGUUUGUAGCUACGUCUUGUUUGGCCAGCGUUGUGUCACGUCACUCCGGUUCACACUGACAGUGGCGUGUGCAGAAAGUAGCCCAUCACAACUUUUCCCAACUGAUCUGUCGAUAGCGCCUGCUAAAUUCAGGGCAUCAAUGUUGUAGAGAAAUGUUUGUAGUUCUCGAUGGCUAAAGUUACGUUUAAAAAAAGCUGCGGUAGAAAUGAUUAUCAACACAUACUGAGCAGCUCACGUUAUAGACAGAAGGAUGCUACAUGGCAGACCAAUCCCAACUCAUCUCCCGGCAUGUCCAGCCCAUCCAUUAUCUCAGCCAAUCAUGGCUAGCGGGAAGGUUCCUGUCUUUUUCCCUGGCUAAACUAAUUUAACCAUUUUUAUUUGUAUUUACAGAUGGAAUAGAAGUGUGUUAUUAAGGCACGUGAAAGUUCACGUGUUCCAGAAGGCAUUUCUGCCCAAAAAUGCAUUUUGAUAAAAUAACAAAUACGUUCAAAUGCCUCCAGUGAAGGAGUGACGUGUGACAUACGCCUAGUUUCCUGAAACGGGUCACUUCCUUUCUCUUCUGUCUGUCUGUACUCCCCCACUCUACUCAGCGCUCCUUUCCUCCCCUCGCUGCUUAUUUAGCCUAUAGGUGGGCAUUGCUCUGCUCUGUUGCACAGCGAUAAGGAGAGGCCACCUCUUGCCCCUCUCUCUAUACUCGGCUACAACCGUUGGUCCUCUGUCCUUCUUCAAUAGAGCCAGCCAGGGUAGUUUAGUUUAGCUGCAGACCUCUUCUGGCCUGGCUAGUGGCGAAGGCUGCCAGGGUCCUUUCACUGUGUAGGGCAGGGAUCUCAAUAAAUUGGUCUGUCGCUGAAUGUAAAUGUUUGUCUCUGGCAGGUUUGAGAAGGCCAUUCUCCAGUCUGGAGGAGCUGUCAAUGAGUAAGUACUUAGUCCCUCGUGCUCAAUGACCACUCAAUUAAUAGCUGUUUUUAAGACUCAUUUGACCCUAUAUUGCUGUCUGGGGAGUGGUUUCCUCUUUUCUAUAUUAAUGAUAGUCCAUCCAUGGUUACUGACGGUGUUGCUUAGUGACUGGUCCAUCCAUGGUUACUGACGGUGUUGCUUAGUGACUGGUCCAUCCAUGGUUACUGACGGUGUUGCUUAGUGACUGGUCCAUCCAUGGUUACUGACGGUGUUGCUUAGUGACUGGUCCAUCCAUGGUUACUGACAGUGUUGCUUAGUGACUGGUCCAUCCAUGCUCCUCUUCCCCACUUACAGAAAAAUGCCAAUCCGAAGAAUCAACUCUCUGCCACUGCAGCUGCUGGACUUCAGCCCGGCUCUGAAGGGUCCGGUCCAAGAGAGCCAGGAUCAGCACUUCUACGGGGACUUUGGACGGCUCGGCCCAGCCAAGGAUGCAGCCACCUCCUCUGGGCACAGCGGUCACGGUGGACAGGGCAACAAGGAGAACCAGGAGGAGGGGUUUGAGUUUAAGAAGCCCUCCAAGGCCAUGUCCCCCUGCCGUAUGAGGUCCUUCCAUAGUGGAGGAGGACAGAACAAGGACGAUGCCCGCUGGCCCAGCUCUGCCCCAGCACUCAUGGUGGGUAGCACGGACACACACACACACACACACACACACCUUUUAGCCAAGCCCCUCAUGGUGGCUAAUGCUUUGAGACUCACACACACUUACUGACAGUCACACAUCAUCAAAACAUGACUGUGGUCCAGCGGUUGUGGUGACGUUCAGACGACAUCCGUUAACCCUUCUGUUGCACCGAUCUUUCUCCCUCUAGCUAUCCCCGUCCCAACGCCUCAGCUCAUUGGACGACAGAAGCCCCGUGUUCCUGCAUCGCUGCUCCCUUGACGAUGACGACGGUUUCCUUGACGUUCUGGAUGACUGUGAGCAGUGUGACAUGCCCAUGGGGAUGUCCAGCCUGCUGACCGCUCCGCUAGUGAGGGACGGCAACGCGGCAGGAGAUGACACGGUAUGGAUGUCUGCCUGUCUUUGAGGUCAACCGAACCAGUCAUUUUACAUUUUAGUAGUUGAAAGGAAGUUUACCAAAAAUCCAGAAAUUCCAAAGAGAUUCCAUACAUUGAAACCAGUUCAGUGGAGUUGCCCCCCCCCCCCCCCCCCCCUCUCCUCCCCCCUCUCCCCCCCCCCCCCCCCUCCUCCCCCCCUCUCUCCCCCCUCUCUUACAACUUACAACCAAUACUACUUUUGACAAAAGUAGCUCAUUCGGCCGUACGCUUUCAAUAAAACCAACGAAUUUGUCCACACUUCGGAUUUCUGAAUCAUGAAUUCACUGGCACCGGAGCAGAGCGAGGCCUGCAACCAGCAACGUCAUGAGUCACGUGACCCGUUUUUGCAGCUGUGUCAGUACACUACCACAUGGGGAGAGGCCAAACUAAACUAGUUUCAAUGUAUGGAAUCACUUGGCAGUUUCUGAAUUCUGGGUAAACUUCUCCUUUAACUGUGGCCCUUAUCCAGAGCAACACCGUCGGUGUUCAACUAGGUUCAGUAGGAACCAGUACCAUAACGACCACUAUCAGCACAGUCCGUGCCAGGGCUUGUCCACAGUAGCAUCAAACUAACUUCGUCUUUGUCCUCCUCUUCCUCAGCCGGUGGUUGGUUGUCGGCCGCGGGGUCUGUUCCGCUCGCCCUCCAUGCCCAGCCAGGUGGGCCGCGUCCCUCUGAAGCGUCCCCAGGACCAGAACACUCCGGUCAGGGUGAAGAGACGACGCAGCCUGGCGGAAACUCGUGCCACCACCAUGGACCAGGACGACCGCUCUCCCAGCAAGAUGGUACCUUCCUGCUCAAUGUCUCCACCCCCUACAGUCACCUGCUCCUAGUACUUCCUGCCCAAUGUCUCCACCCCCUACAGUCACCUGCUCCUAGUACUUCCUGCCCAAUGUCUCCACCCCCUACAGUCACCUGCUCCUAGUACUUCCUGCUCAAUGUCUCCACCCCCUACAGUCACCUGGUCCUAGUACUUCCUGCCCAAUGUCUCCACCCCCUACAGUCACCUGCUCCUAGUACUUCCUGCCCAAUGUCUCCACCCCCUACAGUCACCUGGUCCUAGUACUUCCUGCCCAAUGUCUCCACCCCCUACAGUCACCUGCUCCUAGUACUUCCUGCCCAAUGUCUCCACCCCCUACAGUCACCUGCUCCUAGUACUUCCUGCCCAAUGUCUCCACCCCCUACAGUCACCUGCUCCUAGUACUUCCUGCCCAAUGUCUCCACCCCCUACAGUCACCUGGUCCUAGUACUUCCUGCCCAAUGUCUCCACCCCCUACAGUCACCUGCUCCUAGUACUUCCUGCCCAAUGUCUCCACCCCCUACAGUCACCUGCUCCUAGUACUUCCUGCCCAAUGUCUUUUCAGAGUGAAAAGAAGGAAGCCUGCACAUACAAAAUAUUGGAAAAUAUGCAUCCUGUUUGCAACAAGGCACUAAAGUAAUACUGAAAAUAAUUUUGCAAAGCAAUUAACUUUUGGUCAUGAAUACAAAGUCUUAUGUUUGGGGCCAAUAAAAUACAACACAUUACCGUGUACCACUCUCCAUAUUGUCAAGCAUAGUGGUGGCUGCAUCAUGUUAUGGGUAUUGUUGUGUUACGAACCGGCUCGUAGCCCGUAACAAAGAGGGAGACAACACAGAGAUAAAGGAAUCACAAACAUAUUAUUAAAUAAAGUAACGAUAUCCAAGUAACAAUGGUGUGAGUAGUCAGCAGUGGAAGUGUGCAUAGAUGGUGAUAAUGAGGGGUGUUGAGAAGCCCCCAAAAUGCCACAACCAAAAACAAGUGUUUCUGCGUGGAGAGUCUCCUCGACGUACGGGGGAAAGGUGUAUUUAUCCCCAGGACACACCCGAGCCCAGGUGUGUCCCAUUUAGCUGAUGACCCUCCUGGCUCCGCCCACCGACAUACUAUUUAAGGAAAACAAGAGGAAAGAGAGAGAAUACUUAUCUAAUCGAGAUACACUGAGGGUACAAAACAUUAGGAACACCUGCUCUUUCCAUGACAGACUGACCAGGUGAAUCCAGGUGAAAGCUAUGGUCCCUUAUUGAUGUCACUUGUUAAAUCCACUUCAGUCAGUGAAGAUGAAGGGGAGGAGACAGGUUAAAGAAGGAUUUUUAAGCCUUGAGACAAUUGAGACAUGGAUUGUGUAUGUGAGCCAUUCAGAGAGUGAAUGGGCAAGACAAAAUAUUUAAGUGCCUUUGAACGGGGUAUGGUAGUAGGUGUAUCAAGAAUGAUCCACCACCCAAAGGACAUCCAGUCAACUUGACACCACUGUGGGGAGCAUUGGAGUCAACAUGGAUCAGCAUCCCUGUGGAAUGCUUUUGACACCAUGUAGAGUUCAUGCCCUGGUGAAUUGAGGCUGUUCUGAGGGCAAAAGGGGGUGGGGGGGUGCAACUCAAUAGUAGGAAGGUGUUCCUAAUGUUUUGUACACUCUGUGUGUUAUUUUACAAAUGUUAGAAUUUUUCUUCCACUUUGACAGAGUAUUUUGUGUAGAUCGUUAACAAAAAAUGACAAAAUCCAUUUUAAUCCUGCUUUGUAACACAACAAAAUGUGGAAAAUGUCUAGGGGUGUGAAUACUUUCUGAAGUCACUGUACAUUACCAUCUACUGCUGUUAUUCUACAUUACCAUCUACUGCUGUUAUUCUACAUUACCAUCUACUGCUGUUAUUCUACAUUACCAUCUGCUGCUGUUAUUCUACAUUACCAUCUACUGCUGUUAUUCUACAUUACCAUCUACUGCUGUUAUUCUACAUUACCAUCUACUGCUGUUAUUCUACAUUACCAUCUACUGUUGUUAGUCUACAUUACCAGCUGCUGCUGUUAUUCUACAUUACCAGCUGCUGCUGUUAUUCUACAUUACCAUCUACUGCUGUUAUUCUACAUUACCAUCUACUGCUGUUAUUCUACAUUACCAGCUACUGCUGUUAUUCUACAUUACCAGCUACUGCUGUUAUUCUACAUUACCAGCUACUGCUGUUAUUCUACAUUACCAGCUACUGCUGUUAUUCUACAUUACCAGCUACUGCUGUUAUUCUACAUUACCAGCUACUGCUGUUAUUCUACAUUACCAGCUACUGCUGUUAUUCUACAUUACCAGCUACUGCUGUUAUUCUACAUUACCAGCUACUGCUGUUAUUCUACAUUAGCCCCUGAAAUGACCAAACCCUCUCUCCUCUCGCCCCCAUCCAGGUGUGUUCCGAGCACCACAUCCAGCGCUCCAAAUCGUUCUGUAACCACACAGAGAUUGAGAAGCUGCUGGACAAGGAGCUGAUUGGAGAUUUCACCAAACCCUUUGUCCUGUCCACC
Coregonus sp. 'balchen' is the source of this 10840-nucleotide messenger RNA. Lineage: Eukaryota; Metazoa; Chordata; Actinopteri; Salmoniformes; Salmonidae. The record is from the annotation of a GenBank genome assembly.